Messenger RNA from Carassius carassius (crucian carp), 1193 nucleotides. It is a transcript of the gene st6galnac4, whose product is annotated as ST6 (alpha-N-acetyl-neuraminyl-2,3-beta-galactosyl-1,3)-N-acetylgalactosaminide alpha-2,6-sialyltransferase 4. Bases 133 to 1008 code for a protein of 291 amino acids. NCBI's taxonomy places the organism in Eukaryota, Metazoa, Chordata, Actinopteri, Cypriniformes, Cyprinidae. Gene Ontology annotation, biological process: oligosaccharide metabolic process; ganglioside biosynthetic process. The record is from RefSeq and is a predicted model, not a curated record. The transcript is spliced from 6 exons. Gene Ontology annotation, molecular function: alpha-N-acetylgalactosaminide alpha-2,6-sialyltransferase activity.
CUCAGAGGCGGAACUAAAGUCUCAUCAGGCUUUUCCUCUCGGACCGUAAACAUCAGCGUGCCAAGGGAAAAUGAAAAUGAGGAUUUGCUUCCCAGUUCAUCAGCUGGGUUGGAGCUUCAGCCUCAACAGGACAUGAAAUCCCUGAGGUUUCCCUGGAUCUGCCUUGUCCUCUUCUCUGUGUGUCUGCUGCUGUGGUACAGUCAUGUGAUGAGGUCUGGAUUUAACAUGAAAACAGGUCUGCGUGGUUAUGUGAGGGUUCAGCUCAACACUCGCUCAGCAUCACAUUUCCUGGACUUCCGCUGUGGCCGCUGUGCUGUAGUGUCCAGCUCCGGGCAGAUGCUGGGCGGUGGACGGGGUCAGGAGAUCGACCAACAUGACUGUGUGAUCCGGAUGAACGUGGCACCCAUCGUCGGGUUCGAGGCUGAUGUGGGGAACAGGACCAGUCUGCGUGUGGUCUCUCACACCAGCGUGCCACACCUGCUUCGGCAGCAGGGAUAUUUCUUCGGGCCAGAGGCGGGAACUACAUACGUCAUCUGGGGCCCUGAGAAAAACAUGAGGCAGGACGGAAAGGGGAAAAUCUAUAAUGCACUAGUGAUGCUGGCCAAGAAGUAUCCACAUACAAAUAUCUACACCGUCACCAGAGAAAAGGUUCAGUACUGUGACAGCAUCUUUCAAAACGAGACGGGCAAAAACAGGAUGAAAUCGGGGGCCUUUCUCAGUACAGGGUUUUUUACCAUGAUUCUGGCUCUGGAGGUGUGUGACAGUAUUCUGGUUUAUGGAAUGAUUGACGGAUCUUACUGCAGUAACGCCAACCACUCGUUUGUGCCGUAUCACUACUACGAGCCGUCGCGUCUGGAUGAGUGCCGCAUGUACCGCGCUCACGAACACGCCAAGAGGGGCGGCCAUCGCUUCAUCACAGAGAAGCUGAUCUACAGCCGCUGGGCGUCUCAGGGGAAGCUGCAGCUCAUUUAUCCACCCUGGCCACCGCAGGAACAUCUGCAAGACUAGUUUCAACCAGGUUUGAAGCAGGUCAGGCUUCAGAAAACCUUUUUCCUUGCAAUUUCAGUUUAUGCUUGUAUCAAAAAAGCAUUGUUGAGUUUGCUGUUUGAAUCAUGCUGCUUUGCCGUUGUUUAUUCAGCACGGUUCAUGAUUCUGUGUAGUAUUCUCUUCAUAACAACGAGCCUUCUGCAUUA